AGCUAAUAGCCCCUGUACACUGCCCUACAAACUACUAACCUUAGCCUCUGCCUUGCUGACCCCCUGUACACUGCCCUGCUGAAUUCUUAUCCUCUGCCCACCUGACAUUUUUUACUGCAUCCUGACAUCAGACAGGGUAAAUCCAGCCCUUUUGUUGACAAGCAGAUACAAAUUUCUGAUGGAAUCCCUUGGUAGAUGAUAGCAUUUCCAACAGAUCAGAAUAGCAUCUGCUAAAGGCAUCCUUUCCUUUUUUUUUCUCUUGCAAUUAUCUUUCAUGUUGGUUGAAUUGGAGGAAACACUGACCCAUCUAAAGUUAAUCUAAUGGUGAAGCCACUCCAAAAUGCACUAAAAAUAAUACAUUUCCUGCAAUGCAGUGCAUUAGCAUAUGAGGAAUUUGACAGCCAUCACUUUAAUAUAAGUGGCAGGUGGAAUUCCGGACCAAGCUAGGAAUGACUACAAAGGAAACUACAGCAUGUUUACCAAUGUACACUAUUCUCAGGAAUGAGGAAGCUUAAAGGGUUUAAAUUCAUGAUCUGAAAUGUUUAUUUUUCAUAGAUCAAUGAGAGAGAGGGCAAGAAAGAUCUGCUGAACAUUUUUCACUCUGCUGGGAUGGGAAUGUUGAUUGCACUCGUUCUCCUAGCCACGGCUGCACCCGCUGCUCCAGAUUAUUCAGUGUGCGGUUCCCCGUUGGUGUCGAGCCGGAUAGUUGGCGGUACGGAUUCCUUGGAUGGGGAGUGGCCCUGGCAGGUUUAUGUUACAGACGGAAAAUAUAUGUGUGGGGGCUCCCUGAUCUCACCGGAGUGGGUUAUGACGGCAGCACAUUGCAUCCACAAUCCUAUCCAGAUAUCGAAUUAUAAAGUAUUAUUGGGCCUGUACAAGCUGGAUGUGAUCAGCUCUCAUACAGUUAUUGCCAAUGUAAGGACUAUCAUCACCAAUCCUAAUUAUUUAAACAUCUCUACCCCCGGAGACAUCGCCCUGAUACAGCUGGCCGCACCUGUCACCUAUACUCAAUACAUCAUGCCAAUCUGUCUGCCAUCUUUCACCACCACCUUCCCGAGUGGUACGGAGUGCUGGGUGACCGGCUGGGGUACAAGAACUUCUGGAGGGAGCGUAGUUGAGUAUGGCGCCCUCCAGGAGGUCAUGGUUCCCCUAAUAGACCGCAGUACAUGUCAAGCAAUGUAUAACAAUGGGGGAAGUACCCAAACCAUCCAGUAUGAUCAGAUCUGUGCCGGCUACAAGAAUGGGGGGAAGGACUCCUGUCAGGGUGACUCAGGAGGACCUCUGGUGUGUAAGGUCCGGGGCGUAUGGUACCAGGUUGGGAUUGUGAGUUCAGGAAUGGGCUGCGCCUACCCCAACUUCCCCGGGGUGUACACACGAGUGACGGCCUACCAAGCCUGGAUCAGCACCUACCUGAACGUUACAUUCAAUUAUGUGUCAAGUAUCACGACACCAACGACGACACAUGGAGGAAGUCUCAUCACGGGGUACACCAAUGCUGCUCCUUUACCAACAUCCAGCUUUUCACGCCAUCGCUGGAUGAUCCUGGUCCCAACUAUUCUUCUGAUGACACUCAUAUAACCCAAAUCAGCCAUCUCUGCUGACCUAGACAGGCAUUGAGAAUGUUCACUUUGCAUAGAAUACCAAAUCGCAUGGAAGAAAAAAAAAAUGUUUUAGCUCACACAUGAUUGGAUGAUAAUCAGCCCAGCUUCACCUCCUUCACCAAGCUACAUAAAACAAAAAAUACUUUACAAAGCAUAGAGCAUGCUCUACUCCUUUAAAAAAUCAUCCACCCUGUCUUCUAUUGCCAACAUAGGAAAAAUAAUUAGAGUUUUAUGAAAAUAUGAAGGUGUUUGUUUGAACUAAGAAGCUCCUUAACCACUUAAGACCCGGACCAAUAUGCAGGUCAAGGACCUUGCCCCUUUUUGCCAUUCGGCACUGCGUCG
Molecule: messenger RNA, 1943 nt
Organism: Rana temporaria (common frog)
Lineage: Eukaryota; Metazoa; Chordata; Amphibia; Anura; Ranidae
Product: serine protease 33-like
Exons: 5
Coding region: 610-1578 (322 amino acids)
Biological process (GO): proteolysis
Molecular function (GO): serine-type endopeptidase activity
Source: RefSeq, a predicted model, not a curated record